CGUCGGGAUCCCUAGUAGAUACUGAGUAAUUACCCCACAACGAAAUAAAAUAAUUAAUAUCUGCAGAUUCAAAGGGUCAAAGAAAAAGAAGAAGCAAAAAGAGAGAGAAACAAGAAACAUAGAAUCAAAUCAAAACAAAAGAAAAAGUCCUCCAAGAAGUAUCUUUAUUGUUUUUCUAUCACCAUGGGUAAAACUGCGCCCCUCAAGAAUAAGGCUUCGACCUCAGUACGUUCUCGCGCCGCAAAACGUGCGUCAUCUCCAAGUAUCGACACCGAUAAGUCUCUCAAAAAUGUCAAGGCUCCAGCAGAAACAGUAUACAACCCACAAAUCCUAUCUCCACAUCAAGGUGCCGGUGUGUCGAAGAAGAAGAGUGGAAGACAAUUGAGUUCAAAGGCAAAGAAGCGACAAAACAAGGGAAUGGAUCGAGCAGAAGCGGUAAUGGAUAGAACGUCCACGAAAAUCGAGAAGAGCAAAUAUAGAGGAAGAAAUGUUCAAGAAAGAGCAAAGACGUGGGAAGCUUUAAACAAAAAGGCACAGGAAGCUGUUCAAGCAGCAAUGGACAAGGAGAAUGAGGAGAACGAGAUCUCUGAGGAAGAGGGGGAUGUCGACGUCGAGGAUGAUCAAUCGCAAGGAGAAAUUGAAAUGGAUGGUACUUCAGUUGCUCCAGUUGCUCCUGCUGCACUCCAAUCAGCUCCGUUACCUACACCAGCGGAGGACGAAGAAGAGAUCCUAUGAGUUUAAGAGGGGAAACUUAUAUUUGCAUGGCGAACUGGCGUACCAAGGAAGGGAAAAGGAUUUUUCACGCUCAAAAUUAUGACUUUGAUACCAAUAAAUCAUGAAGGGUUGAUUUGAUAGAAAUAUGGGACGAUCGGACUGCAACCAAGUACUGAGAUGAGAAGUUCUGUAGGAUGGCAAACCAUAUAGCUGCAGAGCUCUGAAUGGUGGAAGAGAAGCAAUUCACAGAUACAGGUUUGUGGUCUGUGGAACUUUAUAGUAUGAGAAUACAAUCUAUGCGCUCAAGAUUUGACUGCAAUGUCAAAUGUAAACCGCAGAUUUCCUCGAGAAGAAUAUCACCCCAUUAUAUUUGGCCUCAAAAAUUACAUAACGUAAGCUAUAAACCAUAAGUUAUAUGAAUUAACAUUAUAUUUCGAAAAGGU
Molecule: messenger RNA, 1157 nt
Organism: Botrytis byssoidea
Lineage: Eukaryota; Fungi; Ascomycota; Leotiomycetes; Helotiales; Sclerotiniaceae
Exons: 2
Coding region: 184-735 (183 amino acids)
Biological process (GO): ribosomal large subunit export from nucleus
Cellular component (GO): preribosome, large subunit precursor; nucleolus
Source: RefSeq, a predicted model, not a curated record